Messenger RNA from Anastrepha obliqua, 1733 nucleotides. Its product is annotated as host cell factor-like. Lineage: Eukaryota; Metazoa; Arthropoda; Insecta; Diptera; Tephritidae. The transcript has 2 exons. Gene Ontology annotation, molecular function: protein binding; transcription coactivator activity. The coding region runs from base 205 to 1335 and encodes 376 amino acids. Gene Ontology annotation, cellular component: histone methyltransferase complex. Gene Ontology annotation, biological process: chromatin remodeling; regulation of DNA-templated transcription. The record is from RefSeq and is a predicted model, not a curated record.
ACCACGCCACAGCUGAUUGCGUCUACUAACAAAAUCCCAUUUGUGUAAAGUUUGCUGAAAUUUCGAUUUUUUAAUAUGAGUGAAAAUGUUUAUUUGUGCUAGUUUGAACAAUUAAUAUUUUUCAUUGAUUAUAGAGUUUGAACAAGGGUUUCACUUUGGUAUUGCGAUCUUCGAGUUAAUAUAUAAAACCUUGAGACGCAAAUAAUGGAACCAAUGGAAACAUCAAUAUCCGCUAAUGAGUCUGAAACUCCAACAGAUACGUCGACUCUUAUGGAAACAGAUGAGCCUAGUGAGUCUUCAGCGCCUGCGGGUGGCGUUGCAAAUACAGGAGUCAACGGAAACAAUGAUGGGAAUAACGAAAGUGCUGCUACCGAUGAAUUACGCACCUCAUCAACUGACGAGAAGAACGACAGUGCUAAUGCAAACGAUAACAGCCAAUCAAGCGAUCAGCAUAAUGGUGUGUCCUCGACUACAGACAUGCCACCGCCGCCCCCAUCAACUGGGAGCGCACCCCCAGGAGAAAGUAACGUCACAGCAACUACUACGGGAGGACCUCCCAUUGACGAAGAAGAUGCCAAAUGGCAUACGGUGGGCAUUUAUACUGGACUCAAUGCAACAGUUUCUUCGUACAUAGACAACAGUAUUUGGUCGUCGUCUGGGUUGAAAUUGACAUCCAGAGACUUACCAGAUCUUUCAACAAUUCAACGCGUUAAUCUGGAGCCAGGUACUGCUUAUCGUUUUCGUUUGCGCGCUAUCAACACGUGUGGUGCCAGCGAUUGGAGUGAGAUAUCGAGUUUUAAAACCUGUUUGCCCGGUUUCCCUGGUGCACCAUCUGCUAUUAAAAUAUCAAAAUCAUCCGAAGGUGCUCACCUUACGUGGGAACCACCACCGAGCUGUGUGAAUUCGAAUGAAAUUAUCGAAUAUUCCGUAUAUUUGGCAGUUAAACCGGGCAAAGACAAAGAUGGCAAACCAAUAGGCGCAGGCGCGCGUCUACCGGCACAACUUGCAUUUGUACGCGUAUACGUGGGCGCAGCUAAUCAAUGUACAGUAGCGCAUUCAUCAUUGGCUACAGCGCACGUUGAUUGUUCAAAUAAGCCGGCUAUAAUUUUUCGCAUUGCUGCGCGCAAUGACAAAGGUUAUGGACCGGCUACUCAGGUUAGGUGGCUGCAGGACCCGGUACAGAGCGGUGCAUCCCCGGGAAGCGGUUUGGCUGGUGGAGCUGGUAGCAUACAAUCGCCAACACGCAUUAAGCCGGAAUUGGGAAGUGCGUCGCCUAACAAACGUUUUAAGGGCAGCGGUGGAGUUGGCGGUGGCGGGCGCGCAGCAUUGCCAUAACUUGAUCGACAGCGAGAAAGCGAGAAGUGAUGAAAAUUUGAGCGUGCAGUAUACCAUGAAAACGCAAAAUCUGCAUUUUUCCAAAUUACAACGGACCAUGCGUAUAUAAAAUAAUUAGUUUUUAAGACAUACUAUUAAUUUCCAUUUAAAAGGUAAAUUUUUAUUGCUUAUAUAUGUAUAUAUGGAAUAAAUAAAGAUACAUAGCCACAAUCAGUCGAUUAAAAUUUCGCAAAUUGUGGAGACACGGCGACACCUCGUUUCACACAGCGGUUACGCCAUAUUUCCGAAAAUUUUCUGCAAAUGUAUAAAAUAACAAACAAGACUUUGUGAUGAAUAUGUAAAAUUCCAUAAACAAAUAAACAUAUUUGGGUAAUAAAUUUAUGAAAAUGCGACUUAAA